UAUACACCUACACAAGGGGUAUUUAUUAUCUGCAACAUUUUUAACAAUAUGACAGCUUCGAAUGAUGUGUCAACACUAACUGGCAGGGAUGCGGAAACUCAGGAGCUCAGAAUGAACGCCGUAAAGGGUAAGAAUCUUCUAUACUUGGCGAGUAAUUCAACUGCUGGUUCCAGUCCCACAUACAUGGUAGAAAUGAUGGCGGACUUGCGUAAACGAGGACUGGUUAUUUAUGGUGUGUUUGAGACCCCUACAGAGAAGAAACCUACCUGCCCGUAUCUAGAUCAGCUGAAAUCUAAUGACGCAGUCGACCAUGUCUUUUUCGCCGAGUUGAACUGCGAAGAAGCUGCAUCGAACGUUGUCGAGGCUAUUAAACACUUGGAUGUGAAGUUUGAUGGUGUUUGGGGUGGAAGAGAACUAAUUCAACCGGUGGUGGGUAUGGUCGCCGAACUUCUAGGUGCGCCUGGACGAAAUCCAGCACACUCAUAUCAAAUGGCCCGUGACAAGUAUAAGACACGUGUGGCACUUGCAAACGCUGGCCUGAACACGCCCAUGGCAUACCCAGUGAAGUCUGUUGAUGACGUACCAAAAUGUAUCGAAACGGUUGGAUUCCCAAUGAUCAUCAAACCUACGGCAGGUGCAGGUUCUGAGGGAGUGCACAAAGUAUACACCGAGGAGGAACUCACCAAAGCCGUUGGUACCAUCUUGGAAGACAUCGAAGUCAACCCGCUGCUAUCUACUCAAGGUAUGACAGAUUUCUGUCCCAUUGUGGCGGAGACCCUGCUCGUUCCCAUCAUCUACAAUGAUCUCGUUCAAGAGUUCGACGUGGAAGUGUUGAUGUCGAAGGGAGAGUCCGUUUACUCAAAUGUAGUCGACAACUGGAUUCCCGACGCACCGUACUUCCAGGACAAAGGAUUUAACUUCCCCUCUCUGGCACCUAAAAGCGUUCAGGAAGAGCUUAUCGAAUACUCCAUCGCGUGUGUCAAGGCACUUGGAUUCAUCAACGGUAACUUCCAUGUCGAAUCAAUGUAUACCGAGUACGGACCUGCUCUGCUCGAAGUUAACCCACGGGUUGGCGGUGCUGAGAUCCAAAACUUCCACGAGCGUGUUUUCGGUGUGAAUCCUAACCUCAACUUUCUUCUGGCUCUCCUGGAUAUCCCAAUCAAUCCUCCUCGAUUUGAUGUACCCGCAAUGGGUCGUCUGCACCACUUUAUCAAUGCUCCAACAACUGGUGUGCUAGAAGAUCUUACCUUCUUGGACCAUUUCGAGGGUCAUGAGUACGUCACCAAGAUCGAAUACAUCGCCAAAGUAGGCGCCAGUGUUAGAGGUAUUGAUACCGGUGUGCCUCAGUGGUUGGGUGGUGUUGUAUUCGAGUUCCCCGAAGAGAAGAUGUUGAGUGCAAUCGAGGAAUUGAAGGUGUUGAUGAAGCAGGCGGAGGAUAAUGUACGCAAGCUGAUCACUCCUAUCCGUAAGUUCUCGCUUACCAGAAGAAAGUCCAUUGUAUUGGACGUUGUAGAGGAUCUGGAGCCCGCGCAGAAGAGACGUGUAAGAAAGUCGAUCACAAUAGACGAUAUCGAUCUGGAAGAAAUCCUGGCUUUAGAGGCUUCUAUUGCUACCACUACCAUCUAAUUUAAUAUCAUUGUAUAUGGCGUUUGUAAUAUCAUAUGCUUUGGUUUGAAACUAGAAUUCUAGACUGAUAAUAUUAAAAUUCUAAUAAAGCAGAACACCAAUCAUCCGGAAAAUAGUAC
This is a messenger RNA of Sphaeroforma arctica JP610, 1745 nucleotides long. RefSeq lists its product as hypothetical. Lineage: Eukaryota; Ichthyosporea; Ichthyophonida. Bases 49 to 1626 code for a protein of 525 amino acids. The record is from RefSeq and is a predicted model, not a curated record. The transcript has a single exon. Gene Ontology annotation, molecular function: ATP binding; metal ion binding.